Messenger RNA from Stegodyphus dumicola, 1147 nucleotides. Its product is annotated as UPF0193 protein EVG1. The record is from RefSeq and is a predicted model, not a curated record. Lineage: Eukaryota; Metazoa; Arthropoda; Arachnida; Araneae; Eresidae.
UUUGCUUUUGGCUGCUUCGAAUUGCAACAUAUUAAUAAUGUUCAUUCAACACACAAAUUGAACUGAGUAAGCUGAAUUGCCGAGUUGUAUACAUAACAAAUACUUUUAACGACCACUAAGGAAAUUUUUCGCUAUAUAUCUUGCAGUAAUCUUUUAUAUAUGUUUAAUGCGGAUCGCAAAUUUUAACGCGGUAAUUUUUAAUCGGUUUUAAAGGAUUUAGUUCGAAAAUUUUAGUAAGGGAAAUGAGUAAUCUUUCUUCAAACGUAUCUUUUCUAAAGAGAGAUACUUCAGAUUUAUUGAGCCUGUAUAAAAAAUAUGAAAGUUUUCCGAACAAUUUACGUUAUAGUAAACAAUCUAAUAUAUCGCCUUCCCGUAGUAAUGUAAGAGAUGCUAUAAUAUCAUUAAUGAAAGAACUGAACUUAAAUGGAAAACUUCAGCAGGAAUUGCUUUAUUACGCAGACACAGGGAAAAGUUUUCCGUUCUUGCCUAAAAAGAUAAUUAAUUUCAAAGAGAGAAAAAUUGAAAAACCUUUAAGUGCAAAAUUAUUGAAAUUGCCUGAUAAACCAAUGCAGAGAACAAAAAGCACUAUCGAACAAAUAGGGGCGUAUGAAAGAGAACAGUUCAGACCGAAUCCAUCAAAAACUAGAGCAUCCCAUGAAAAGGAGAGGCUUCAGAAUUUAAUGGCUUUUGGUGAAGAUCUGAAUAAAGAACCAAAUAUUAUCACGAUCGAUACAGAACCUUCAAGAAUAUCAAAAGAGGAUCUUUUUGACGAAAUUUUAAUUGAGAUCAAAGAGAGAAAAGAUUUUCUCGAUGAAAUGGCUGAACUUGGAGAAGGAAAAAAAUAUUUGGCAGAUAUUCAGUGUCAAAUUGCACUACGACUACGGGAAUUAGAAAAGUUGGACAAAGACAGAGCACAGCCCUUUGUUUUCAUGUUUGGCAUAUGAAUAUAUUUAAAUUAUCACAAGUAAUACAUUUACUACAUUUAUUAUAUACACACUUCAGAAUAACUGUAAAACCUAUUACUAAACUUUAAAGUACUAACCUGUAUUAACUUUGUGCAAUGUAUAUAAAUUAAUCUAGUAUUUCUGUAAUUCAUUAUUUAAAAUCAUACUUAACUAUAAAAUAAACCGUUUAUGCAAAAUCCAUA